Messenger RNA from Trichoderma virens Gv29-8, 2908 nucleotides. RefSeq lists its product as uncharacterized. Bases 143 to 1978 code for a protein of 611 amino acids. The transcript has 5 exons. The record is from RefSeq and is a predicted model, not a curated record. NCBI's taxonomy places the organism in Eukaryota, Fungi, Ascomycota, Sordariomycetes, Hypocreales, Hypocreaceae.
UGGAGUCUUUUUUCCAGCUUCAUCGCCUUGCUUCACGCCUCUUCAGCCCCUCCUGGUUACCGCUAAAAAGUGACCUGCUUCCCCCAAGUGAACCCCCCCAGCCGUCUGACUCUGCGGGGGCGGCAGUGGCAUCUUGCUCAAGAUGGCCAUCCAAAGGACUAUCGCUAAUGCGUCUUCGGUCGCUAUAAGGAUAGGAGCCAUUCUCUUUUUCCGUGCUUUUCCCGCUCGACUGCCGUCUAUUAUCUUCGCCCUGUUUGCCAUAUAUAUCCCAGCGUUCUUGACGAGCUUCUUCUCUCCGCCUGAACUUGAAAUCGUGGAUGAUCAAGUCGACAUUACUGUCAAAGAAACUGUAGUUACACCCGAUGAUGAUUCGGAUCAAGAGCUUGUCGCAGAAGAAGUCGACGUUCAGGAGACGAUUUCUUACUCCGGAAAAGAUGUGCCAGCCUGGAAAAUCAUCUUUUAUGGUGCUCCUAGUUCAAAGCGCCCCUUCAGCUCCUUGCUGAGUUUUCUCAUCAACCUAGCAUUCGUUGGUCUUACUGCCGACGCCUUAUACCGCGCCAGGUGGUAUUAUCCAGCCAGUGACCUGUCUUUUGUGCGACUUGGAUAUGUCUCUCACAACGAGGCCAACAUCCUCAUCCGAGAGCCUGAUCAGACCAAGAUGCCCGUCACUUUCCAGAUCCGAAACUACAACGGCCUCAUUUGGCAAUCCGUCGGCAGCGUCAAGAGCACCGCCAAUGAGACGGACUUCACCAGCGCUCUCACCAUUCCGCUCCUGAGCUAUGCAGAGCAGCAAAAGUAUGAGUGGCGGACCUCGAACAACCACUCGGGUGAGCUGACUGCGGCGCCAAAACCCGGCAAGAUGCCAAGUCAAAAUGGAGGGAAAUAUACUUUCUUGUCUACCUCGUGCAUCUUGCCGCGAUUCCCCUACUCGCCUUUGGAUCAUCCGCUUGCCAUUCCAGGAUUACGAAAUCUUGCCAAACGACUUCCUGAGUUGGGCGCGCAGUUUAUGCUAUUCUUGGGUGAUUUUAUCUAUGUCGAUGUUCCCGAGCGCUUUGGCAAGUCAGUCGAAGAGUACCGUAUGCAAUAUCGGCAGGUGUAUGCCUCUCCCGAUUGGGCUUCUGUUGGCCAGAAUUUGAGUUGGAUUCAUGUUUUGGAUGAUCAUGAGAUUGAGAAUGAUUGGUCUGCAAACACUACCGGGGUUUACCAAAAUGCUGUAGACCCAUGGCACAUUUACCAGGCUCAAAUCAACCCUCCGCGAGCUGUGACUGCUGGCACUAAGAGCGAGCGCCGCAGGGGUGCGACAUGGUUUGAGUUUGUGCAGGGCCCCGCGAGCUUCUUCAUGCUUGACACCCGCAGUUACCGAUCCAGCAAUCAGCUGCCGUUUAAUGAGACGGAGAAGACAAUGCUGGGUGCCGAUCAAUUAGCCGACUUUUUAGCCUGGCUUGGACGACCUGAGCCCAAGGGCGUACGGUGGAAGUUUGUGGCAUCGUCUAUUCCUUUCACAAAGAAUUGGCCUGUGAAUGUUAAGGACACUUGGGGUGGCUUCUUGGUCGAAAGAAAGAAAAUCCUCGAAGCCAUGUGGGCUGUUUCUGCCCGCGGAGUCGGAGUCGUGGUCUUGUCCGGAGAUAGGCACGAAUUCGCCGCAACCAAAUUCCCGCCCCCUCCAGAGUCCGACUGGUCAGAGGAGUCUACCGUCUAUGAGUUUUCCACAAGUCCGCUCAAUCAGUUUGCGUCUCCUAUUCCUUCAUAUAAGCAGGUGGACGAUGAGGACGUUUUGAUCCAAUAUCAUCACUCUGGCAUGUCAAAGUUUGGCUCGUUCACUAUCGAAGAGGAAGAUGGUGAGAGCAAACUCCUCUACCGACUCUUCAUCAGCGGCGAGGAGAAAUGGAACACGACCAUCACAGCACCGCCAGUUCCCCCUGAAGAGGAGAAGAAGGCUUCUUCGGGAUCUUUUUGGGAUAGGCUCAGAGGCUGGUAACUUUGUUAUAUAAAUGGAACAAGACCUUGGAGUUUGUUUGGCGUCUGCCUGGGAGAUUUUGGGUGUCACUUAUCGGCUGAUGGGGAUGUUUCUAAGGCCAUUUUCCACCUCUUGGAAUGUGUAUGAUGAGAAGCCGUGCACGGAUGACAUGUCUUGUCAGUUUUGUUUGGGACGCAACAGGGACCCGUUUUCACAUGUGGCGACAAUAUGGUGAUGAGGAUUGCUUUUUAUUGGAUUAUCAUGUAUGAAAACAAAACGGUUUAAGCUUAUCGCUCAAAAUGUGCUACUCUCGUUUUUGCUCAUACAAUGCCUGCCGGCUGACUUUCAUUAACAGCUCAAAUUAGGUAUUCUCAUUUCAUCACAUCGUCAAGUUCUGUUUCCGGACACCACCUCUUGGAACCAGUCAAAAACAACUUGGUUUUGCAGCACAGCAGCGCCAAUCGAGCAGUGCUCACCUGCUCCAUCCUCGGCCGUGAACAAGUGAUACGUCGCCAGUUCUCCAACAGCUUCAGCAACAGUCUUUGCCUGUCCAGGCAACAAGUCAUCCUUCUCCGCUUCAGCCACGAAGAACGGGACGCUGAUAUUGUGGACGGCAUCGCCUAGCUUAUAGUCCAGGCACUUUGUUGCCCACUCAUAUGGCGACUUGGUGUUGAACGCCCACAAGCCCUGCUCAAUCGCCCAGCGGAAAGAAGUGGGCGCUUCGGGACUCGACACGGCGAACUUGACGGCCUGGUCAACUCCCUCUUUGUUGCCGGCUUUAUAAAGCUCAAGCAGCUCCGGAGGGAACUUUUGGAAAACCGCCGCGCCAAAGUCGCUGACACCGUCAAUGGCCAUGACGGCGGCGAUGCGAGGCUCGAAUCGAGGCUCCAUGGCUGCGGCGCGAGCAGCGAGAUAUCCACCUAGAGAGUAUCCCCAAAGACCAAUGGCGUC